AUGCCACCGACGUUUAUGGAGAGGAACGGGUACCGAGUCGUGGCCUACCGUAAGUUCGGCGAUGCUGGUCGGCAGUUCAACGGACACCCAGGAUGGGCAAACUUUGCCAUCGAGGAUUCUCCCAGGCCCUUGGAGAUUUGGGUUCCACGCUUCGGGCCAUCCUCUCCGAAGAGUGCUAUUUUUGGCCAGCCGAAGGAGCUGCCUCGCGAGAUCGGACGAGGUGGUACCACGGCGAAACUCUAUGCUUACGAUGUGGACUUCAAGAACAGGUCGGACGCUGGUGCCGUAGCACUCCGUGACGCUGUUCAGGUCAAUGCUGCUAGCUGGUGGGAGCUGCAGCUGUACGCAAUGAGCGUCGCCGAUCUCCGUGGCAUGGUCGACUGCAGCAUAUCCGACACGGGUGCAAUCUUGAACUUUUCGUCGCAGGUGGAGCUCCUGAAGAUGAUUUUCAGAGUUGUCUUUGAAGAGGAGCUCGCGGCGGCCAAGAACCUCUGGACAGCAGGGCUCAGCCGCGACGGUCUUCGGAAGGCGGCGCGUGCAUUUCCUUCUCAAGGAUCGCUGGCUGAGGACCCAGAACUGGAAGAGUCGCUUUUGGGCGUGAUACGGGCAAACAUUGCAUUGCAGGAGAAGAACGCGCAAAAUCGCUUCAGCAUGAGGCCCACCAAUGCCAAGCGGGUGCUGGCAACAGGAAAUUUCGACGCAGAGAGCAGACAGGAGAUAUGCGACGAGUUUCUUGGAAAGGUCGCCGAGAAGCUCCCUUCAGUUCAGGUCGUGGCCCGACACGAGGCGCUGAAAGUUAUGAACCGCAGCCUGCGCCACUGUCCAGACCUUGCUUUGGGCCAGAGUUCUGGUCUGCGACAGGCUGCAUCACAGACCAAGGCAGCCUUCUGCGCGGGUCUCAUGGAGCUACGCAGCGGAGACCUCUUCGGCGACGAUCAGUGUCUCAGAUUCCGACGGAGACUUGCUGAGCGUGUGGACACCUACAACGUCUUCACGCAGCCGCUCGGCUUCAAUCUGUCCACAGCUUCCCAGCCACAACCAAUCAUUUCGAAUUAG
Molecule: messenger RNA, 1056 nt
Organism: Symbiodinium sp. CCMP2456
Lineage: Eukaryota; Dinophyceae; Suessiales; Symbiodiniaceae
Source: the annotation of a GenBank genome assembly